Molecule: messenger RNA, 2442 nt
Organism: Oncorhynchus keta (chum salmon)
Lineage: Eukaryota; Metazoa; Chordata; Actinopteri; Salmoniformes; Salmonidae
Product: LIM domain-containing protein A-like
Exons: 5
Coding region: 994-2175 (393 amino acids)
Source: RefSeq, a predicted model, not a curated record
GCUGAUGUCCAUUAAAAUAACAUCAAAUUGAUCAGAAAUGUAGAGUAGACACCCGCAAAACACCAGUCUCAACGUCAACAGUGAUGCUGGCCUUCUAGGCAGAGUUGCAAAGAAAAAGACAUAUCUCACUGGCCAAUAAAAAUAAAAGAUUAAGAUGGGCAAAAGAACACAGACACUGGACAGAGGAACUCUGCCUAGAAGGCCAACAUCCCAGAGUCGCCUCUUCACUGUUGACGUCGAUACUGGUGUUUUGUGGGUACUAUUUAAUGAAGUUGCCAGUUGAGGACUUGUGAGGUGUCUGGUUCUCAAACUAGACACUAAUGUACUUGUCCUCUUGCUCAGUUGUGCACUGGGGCCUCCCACUCCUCUUUCUAUUCUGGUUAGAGACAGUUUGUGCUCUUCUGUGAAGUACACAGCAUUGUAUGAGAUCUUCAGUUUCUUGGCAAUUUCUCGCAUGGAAUAGCCUUCAUUUCUCAGAACAAGAAUAGAUUGACGAGUUUCAGAAGAAAGUCUUUGUAUCUGGCCAUUUUGAGCCGGUAAUCAAACCUUCAAAUGCUGAUGCUCCAGAUACUCAACUAGUCUAAAGAAGGACCGUUUUCUUGCUUCUUUAAUCAGAACAACAGUUUUCAGCUGUGCUAACAUAAUUGCGAAAGGGUUUUCUAAUGAUCAAUUAGCCUUUAAAAUGAUACAUUUGGAUUAGCUAACACAACGUGCCAUUGGAACACAGGAGUGAUGGUUGCUGAUAAUGGGCCGCUGUACACCUAUGUAGAUAUUCCAUAAAAUAAUCUGCCGUUUCCAGCUACAAUAGUCAUUUACAACAUUACCAAUGUCUACGCUUUAUUCCUGAUCAAUUUGAUGUUAUUUUAAUGGACAAAAAAAGUAUUUUCUUUCCAAAACAAGGACAUUUCUAAGUGAGCCCAAACGUUUGAACGGUAGUGUAAGUAGAGUAGCAUCACUAUUUUACCUGAUGAAAAUGUGUUCCGAGGAGUUUUCAUGUGUAAAUACACUAAUUUAUAUCACAUCCCCUUUCUCUCUCAUACAUCCCCUCUCUCUCACACAUCCCCUCUCUCUCACACACAUCCGCUUUCUCUCUCACACACAUCCCCUUUCUCUCUCACACACAUCCCCUUUCUCUCUCACACACAUCCCCUUUCUCUCUCACACACAUCCCCUUUCUCUCUCACACACAUCCCCUUUCUCUCUCACACACAUCCGCUUUCUCACACACAUCCCCUUUCUCUCUCACACACAUCCCCUUUCUCUCUCACACACAUCCCCUUUCUCUCUCACACACAUCCCCUUUCUCUCUCACACACAUCCCCUUUCUCUCUCACACACAUCCCCUUUCUCUCUCACACACAUCCCCUUUCUCUCUCACACACAUCCCCUUUCUCUCUCACACACAUCCCCUUUCUCUCUCACACACGUCCCCUUUCUCUCUCACACACGUCCCCUUUCUCUCUCACACACGUCCUCUUUCUCUCUCACACACGUCCCCUUUCUCUCUCACACACGUCCCCUUUCUCUCUCACACACGUCCCCUUUCUCUCUCACACACGUCCCCUUUCUCUCUCACACGCCCCUUUCUCUCUCACACGUCCCCUUUCUCUCUCACACACACGUCCCCUUUCUCUCUCACACACACGUCCCCUUUCUCUCUCACACACACGUCCCCUUUCUCUCUCACACGUCCCCUUUCUCUCUCACACGUCCCCUUUCUCUCUCACACGUCCCCUUUCUCUCUCACACACACGUCCCCUUUCUCUCUCACACACACGUCCCCUUUCCAGGUUAAGCGAGCAGUGUGUCAAGAAGCAUUGCAGCUUGGCAGGGUCGUGUUUUGGAGGACGCAUGGCACUUGACCUUUGCCUCUCCCAAGUCCUUGCGGACGUUGCAGCGAUGGGACAAGACUGUAACUACCAAUUGGAUAUCAUGAAAUUUGGGAGAGAAAGGGUGGUGAUUUUUGAGGCCAGUGGGACCAAAGAAGCCCUGUUCAUGAUGCAGCAGACUGACAGUCACAGCAGGUCAUCUGUCCUGGCAGUCUUCAAAAAGAUUUGGGUGAUGGCCCUCUGUGUGACGUGUGUGCUGGCUGUCACACUGUCAGUUUUCCCUGCUGUCAGAACCGAUACUUUCUCUGUAUCUGCUGCUUCAUCGUCUUUAACGUCAUGCACCUGAUUGGCCGCAGUGUCACCUCCAUGGUUCAGUGGCCCUCAAAGAGAAGCGGUCUGUUCCCUGUGCUCGUGGUCUCCCGUGUGGUCUUCAUCCCUCUCAUCAUGCUGUGCAACACUGACAACCGCCAGUACCUGCCAGUCCUGUUACAUUUACAUUUACAUUACAUUUAAGUCAUUUAGCAGACGCUCUUAUCCAGAGCGACUUACAAAUUGGUGCAUACACCUUAUGACAACCAGUGGAACAGCCACUUGCAUCUAAAUCUUGUUGGGG